Molecule: messenger RNA, 306 nt
Organism: Nezara viridula (southern green stink bug)
Lineage: Eukaryota; Metazoa; Arthropoda; Insecta; Hemiptera; Pentatomidae
Source: the annotation of a GenBank genome assembly
UUAGCUAGAGCUAGAAAAACAAGGGAGUUCAAAUAUAAAUAAAAAAAUAAUUUUAAAGGGCAAAUGUGGUUUUUUAACCAUGUGUAGCAGACAAAAAAUAAUAGUGUUUACUGAAACUACUGAAUACAAAAUCAACAAACAAAACCAAAUCAGCAAGCAGCUGUUAUUUAUUUUAGUUCCAGCUGUUUGGGAAGACAUUGGAGCUUCUAUACGACAAAACAGUUUACCUGGUGAUUGUGAGUGGAGAGGUUGAGUAGGAUCUUGCCGUGGAGGAACAACUGCGACUGGUACAGCACCUGCAACCAU